Trichoplusia ni (cabbage looper) is the source of this 4362-nucleotide messenger RNA. Its product is annotated as brain protein I3. The transcript has 2 exons. The record is from RefSeq and is a predicted model, not a curated record. NCBI's taxonomy places the organism in Eukaryota, Metazoa, Arthropoda, Insecta, Lepidoptera, Noctuidae. Bases 136 to 525 code for a protein of 129 amino acids.
UGGCAACACUGGCAACAUUAUUUUUGACAGCUGUGUUUGUGAACUCACCACUCAGUUUUGUUAGUUAUUGUGUGAUUAGUUCUUUCUAUACGUAUCUAUUGAAAAGUUAAAGUGAGGAGACAAAUAAUACGCAAUAUGGAGAAACCAACUGUUACUGAAGAGCCUCCACCGUAUUCCGCUGCGGUUCCACCAGGUCCGCUGCCGCAGCCGGCUGGAGCCCCGGGUGCGUCGUUCCCGCCGCCGCCCGCGGGCGCGACCUAUCCUCCCCCUCCACCGGGAUAUACGCCAUACGGAGUGCCUCCCCCAGGUACAGGCUUCAUGCCCAACUAUGGGGCCACUAGCAUAAUAAUACCACCCCCUAUCAUAGCAGUGGGCGCGUGCCCCGCCUGCCGUGUUGGUAUUCUUGAAGAUGAUUUCACGUGCCUCGGAAUCCUAUGUGCUAUUCUAUUCUUCCCCCUAGGGAUACUAUGUUGCCUCGCUCUGAAAAAUAGGAGAUGUUCGAAUUGUGGAGCUUUGUUCGGUUAGACACUGAUAACGAGCCUUGUUAAUGUUUUGAUAAAGAAAUGUUGAAUAUUGAAAGGUCUAUGUAUGAAAUAACAGUUACUGUUAAUAUAAACUAUAUUGCUUAUGUUUAAACAUAGUAUGUCAACAAAAGCCUGCAACUGAAAGACAAAAGAGAUAUGUUAAAGAGUAUGCAAUGAGCAUGAUGUUAAGAUAAUAUAGUUUGCAUAUAAAUUGACAUGCACUAUGUUUAACAGAAGCAAGUUCAGUAUUUUAUUUUUUUAAACAAAAAGCCUCUAUCUUAAUGUUGGUCAUUAUCAUAAUUUAUGUCAAUUAAUAGAUAUGAAUAUAACAAAAAUAUACAAUGCUUCAUUACUUUGAAUAGUUGUAGGAAUAAGGAAAUUGAUUUUAAAAUUGAAUCAUACAAUUGUUUCUGUAUCUUAAUUUACAAUCAGUAAGAUAAAUAAGAUAAAAGUGAUUAGUGUAAAAAAAUAUGUAAAUCAUAUGAAUAUAACUUGCGAAGCUAAUUCAUAAUUAUUUAUUUAACAACAGUCAACUCAUGCAUAUUUAUCGGUAUUGCCCAACUAGUUUUGGUACCAAUGGCGUAUCUAUUCUCACAUAUAGCAUGAGUAAACCAGUUGUGAAAUAAGUAAUCAUACUAUUAUAUUCACUAUUUCUUGAAUUUUUCAUAUAAAAGUAUGUUAUAUCUACAACAACAUCACAUUUUUUAUUUUCUUAUAAAUUUUUGACCAAAUUAUUGUAAAUGGCAUAAGAUACUGAGAACAUUCCAACUGUUUAUAAUACUUAAAACGAAAGAAUAAUGACAAUGUUUUCUAUUAAGUGCCAUCACUCAAGAAUUGGGAACUUAGAUACUAUCUUCACAAAACUAUCUUCCUUAGCACCAUUUAUUUUGACAACCAGUCUCAUUAUAGAAUAUUAAGUUACCCAAUACACAUUUUGUGGAGGUCAAAUUGACUUUUACUUUGGUGAGUCUACUCCAGUUUAUGCACUUAAAAAAGGUAAACAAUCUUCGUGUCUUUUUAUACUAACACAUAAUAAAUCAAUGAACAACUGAAAUUUUCAGUAGCUUAAUUGAUUUGAAUUUUCAUUGUUGUUUUUUAGUUGUGUGUUAUUAAAAUUUCUAAACUGAAUUUGUGAGACAAAAAUAUUGUUUAUUCUUUUUAAGUAUCUACCUAAACAAAUCCUGUAUACGCUAUCCUUAAAAAUGUCUGGUCACCAUAAAAAUCUUCUAUUUUUCUGACAAUAUUUCUUUUGCCUUACUUUUCGACUGUUAAAAACGAUUUUUUGUACUAGCUCAAAUAUUUGUGCUGCUCAAAUUCCUCAAUUGAAGGGGACAUGUAAACAUUUUGAAAUCAUACUUAUAACCUCUGUUUGCAUUCUAGAAUGGUGGAUGAGAUAGAUCACACUAAAUACGAAAGUACGUGAUUGUGUUUGUUUUUUACUUCUUCACGCUCAAACGGCUUGACCGAUUUUGAUGAAAUUUGGUAUGGACGUAGAUGUAACCUUGGAUUAACACAUUGGCUACUUUCCGACUUCUUCAAAAGAGGGUUAUGUUUUUGCAGCUAUAACUGACACACAAACAACAGCUAAAAAGAAAUGAUUUUAACAUUUUUAUUGACUAGUAUUUAAUCAUGUAAAGGUAGACUCCCUUUUGAUAUCUGCUAUAAUGUAUUCUGAGCUCUUUAGCAACAGAUAUUAAGAGAACACUUCAUACUUUUGUAUUACCUACUUGUAAUUAAGCAAAUCACCCUAGAUUUGACGACUAACUAUGUAAUUACUGAUUUCUAUUGACAUAAUAAUGUACUUAUGACAAUAUUUAUUUAUUGAUUAUGUUGUUUAUAUAUCUUUCUGUAUCAGGAGAUGGGAAGCGUUUGUGAUAAGCAUGUAGGCCAGAGACUAAAGUAGAUAGAGUAUGAGUCACUUAAUAUGUUGAAAAGUGAAUCAUAAAAAUUAAGUGUAUGGGGAUUUACUUGUGACAGACAGUUCAAAGCAAAUAUAAUUCAAUACUAAGUUCAAAAUGCCAUAUAAAUGUGUAUGGAGGGUAUGAAUGCUAUUUUAAAUGUAGGUUUCCAGUAUUCUUGUACAUUUCUAAUUUGACAGAGGUUUUGACUGGUGUUAAUUUUUUGCUCUAUCUACUUUUUCUGAUCUGCGUUUUAGUGUCAUACAUUUUUAUUGAUUUUAUUGUAACCUAUAUCGGAUAUAAAAAUAUUGUUUAAUGUUGCCAUUAAAAAAAAACAAGAUAUUUGUUGAAGAGUUGCUGGUCUUUGUUAAUUAAAUUUAGUACAAAACUAGGGCAUAUUAUAUUCUUAUCUAUUGAACAAAAUUUACUAUGUCAAAUAUUAUGUGAUUAUAUAUUUUAUGAUUUUUUUAAAUUCUUGUUGGCUGCCUAUUAUUAAAUUUAAUUCUUAGUUUAUAAAGUUAAGCAUUCAAUAAACUUGUCAUCACUAAUGGAGUUAAAACCGUAGAAUAAAUUCCUGAAAUACAUUUUUCUACUAAACUACAAAAAAAUAUAUUUUAUAUUUAAGUUAUGCGUAGGUAAUUGUGGAAUCACACUUUUAAAAUGGUUUCUCCAUAUUAUUUCUAGUAAAUAUUCAUUUCUAUUCACAUCUAUGAGAAAGUAUAAAAUAAGUAAAAAGACAUGUAUUUAAGUUAUAUAACAAAAGAAAAAAUGUACGCAAUGAGAUUUAGAGUUUAAAAUUCCUUUCAUAUUUGUUACACGUCCAGUUAAGCUCAAUUUUAUCAUAAAAAGUAAGUACUGAGAUUGUAAAAUAGCUAGUUAGCUAUAGCAAUGGCUGAAUUGUCAAAACCGGCAUUGACAAAACAAAAGUAACUGGCAUUGUCACAUUUAUUUAUUGUUUUCUCUGAUAGACUCCUGACUAUCAACUAUUGUAGGUGUAGAAGGGAGACAUCGCGUUACAUCAUACAAGAGUGCAUCUUCUUAAUGUCUAAUUAAAAGUAGUAAAGCCUUGAAUUGUAAAGUUUUAUAAGAAAACCUUCCAAUUGUUUAAAUCACCAACUCAAAAAUCUGGAAAAUUAGUGGUGUUGACAUAGUUUUUAUACAAAAUCUUUUGCAUAUUUGUUUAUAAGAAUUUUGUUUGAUAAGUUAGAAAAUGAGGGAAAUGAGCUCUGCAAAGAUGUUGACGUAUUGUGACAAAGAUUUGUUAGUAACUUCCCGUCAUUUGUGGACUAUUGAAAACUUAUGUGAGCGACCGGUAGCAGAGUAACUUGACUAGCAAAGAUACACUAAUCGUUUUGCGCUACAAAUAACAAGAAUUAUGAAAUAACUUCUAAGAUGGUUUCUUUUUUUGGGAUCAAAGUACUCGUCAAGACGAAUCAAACGAGCCCAAACUCGAUGGUGUUUUGUCUUUUCUUGGUGGAGUCUAUGGAUAUCUUCCAUUGUCACGCAAUGUUCAAAUGAAUGCAAAAUUUCAGCUCCAUCGGUUGAGAUCGAAUAAAAAGCAUCUUAUUCUGAAUUUCUUGUGGAAUUAAAUCUGUAUCGCCAUUUUGACCAGCAAAUGUGGCUUUGUUUUAUUGAAAACAUAAUAAUUAUGGUGUGCUGCUAGAUCGUUUUAGAUUGUUAGGUUCCUUAUACGUUUGUUGUUGAAGUUUAAAAACGCUAGACGAUACGAUUACAAGCCUUUUGAAGUUUUUUUGAAUUAACAUCUACCCUCUAACGACGAACUGAAUAGGUUAGAUUUGACAAAAAUAUGUCGCAUCAAAAGCCUUUGAAUUGUUGAUAAGUAAAACGUUAUAAUAAGUAUAUAAGUUGUAAACUUCUUUAUAUUAUAUGUAAUUAUUGAAUUUAUAUAGGUUUGAAUAAAGUUUGGGAAUAAAAAAGUG